CAGUGAUUGGAAGGUUUUGGUCUGGAAUUAUCUCGUCUCGCGCAGGACUGGGUAUGUGCGCUUGAUCAAAUGACAUAGUCGGAGCCUGAAACAUAGCAAGGAGAGCUGGGCCGAAGUAAAACAGAAUUUUUGGAAAAUAUACACAACAUUUUGCAACUUCAAUACGAAAUAUAUAGAUAUAAGGGAGUAAACCCCCUGAACCAAAAGGAUUGGCCACAUCUGCUGGAGAAAAAGGUCUCCAUGGUGCCAUGCUGGAUUUCUGUCUCAGCAUCAAUAUGUUCUCUAUCCCUAUGGAUCUGUAUGACCCCCUGCACCAAUGCUGGUCUCUCUACAAGCUUCCUCAACAUGCCCCCGCACCAUGGAUCCCCCAGUGAGGGUUUCCAACUGAGGUAGCCUGUGAGAAGAAAGAUUUGAGUUUUGAGUUUUUGUCCCAUCCUCCCUCACCCACUCGCCUCGCCCCCCCCCCCCCCCCCCGUACAUAUUCACCCGUACCUCCACUCCCCCAACGGGGGAAAACUAUGCUCCUGUUCUCCCUGAGCUGAACCAGGAAGGGACAGGACGAGGCACACCAUCAGAGCCCACAGGGGUGACCACCAGUGCCCAACAAGCUCCCACAGAGCGCAGUCCAGCCCAGUCAAGUCUCAACAAGUCACUGUGCCAAGAUGACAGUGCUUCCCUUUUACAUCGCUGCGGUGGGAGUCUGCAUCCUACUGGUGAUCAGAGCUGAAGGUAUUCAAACUGGUCAGAAUCCAGACCACAUGCUCCACGGCACCGGGCACAAGCAUGAGUCCAGGAAGCCCGGGGACGACACCACGGUGGCCCCAGAGGACGCCGCCCGCUUUCUGAGCUGCUACUGCUCGGGUUACUGUCCAGAGGACCACAAAAAUAACACCUGCGAGACGAAUGGCCAAUGUUUUGCCAUCAUAGAGGAGGAUGAGAACGGAGAAGCUAUUCUGACCUCUGGCUGCAUGAAGUAUGAAGGCUCACAUUUUCAAUGCAAGGAUUCGCCCAGGGCUCAGACAAGGCGAACGAUCGAAUGCUGCGGGACGGACUUCUGUAAUCGGGACCUGCAGCCCACGUUACCUCCCCCAAUGGACACUGGUUCCUACUUUGGCAGUGCCCACUGGCUGGCGUUCCUUAUAUCAAUGACCGUAUGCUGCUGCACUCUCAUCUGCAUCACAGUAGUCUGUUACUACAGGUACAAGUGGCAGACGGAGCGGCAGCAGUACCACCGGGACCUGGAGCAGGACGAGGCCUUCAUCCCUGUGGGAGAGUCUCUCAAAGACCUCAUCAACCAGUGUCAGUCUUCUGGCAGUGGCUCUGGGCUCCCCCUGCUGGUGCAGCGCACCAUUGCCAAGCAGAUCCAGAUGGUGCGUCAGAUCGGCAAGGGGCGCUACGGCGAGGUGUGGCUGGGCCGCUGGCGGGGAGAGAAGGUGGCCGUCAAGGUGUUCUUCACCCGGGAGGAGGCCAGCUGGUUCAGAGAGACCGAGAUCUACCAGACAGUCCUCAUGAGGCACGAGAACAUACUGGGUUUCAUAGCGGCAGACAUCAAGGGUACCGGGGCCUUCACCCAGCUCUUCCUCAUCACAGACUACCAUGAGAACGGCUCCCUGUACGACUACCUGAGGUUCACCACGCUGGACACCCAGAGCCUGCUGCGACUGGCCUACUCCGCCGCCUGCGGCCUGUGCCACCUCCACACGGAGAUCUACGGCACCCAGGGCAAGCCGGCCAUCGCCCACCGAGACCUGAAGAGCAAGAACAUCCUGAUGAAGAAGAACGGCACCUGCUGCAUCGCCGACCUGGGCCUGGCCGUCAAGUUCAACAGUGAUACCAACGAGGUAGACGUCCCACUGAGUACACGGGUGGGGACCCGGAGGUACAUGGCCCCAGAGGUGCUGGCCGAGACCCUGAACAAGAACCACUUCCAGGCCUACAUCAUGGCUGAUAUAUAUAGCUACGGCCUCGUCAUCUGGGAGAUUGCCCGCCGCUGUAUAACAGGAGGUAUAGUGGAGGAUCACCAGCUGCCAUACUAUGAGAUGGUACCGUCAGACCCGUCCUUUGAGGACAUGCUGGAGGUGGUGUGUGUCAAAGGGCUGCGGCCCACCGUGUCCAACAGGUGGAACGGUGAUGAGUGUCUGAGAACCAUGCUGAAGCUGAUGUCUGAGUGCUGGGCCCACAACCCUGCCUCACGCCUUACCAUCUUACGAGUCAAGAAGACCCUGGCCAAAAUGGUGGAAUCACAGGACAUCAAAAUGUGAUAUUUUACCCCUACGUACUCAACACAGCCCGAUCGAGAGCCUGAACUCCCCAGUGUGUCCUAAUGUCAUGAUACAGAAUGUCACCUCUGUUCAGGAGGUGGGGGAGG
Molecule: messenger RNA, 2368 nt
Organism: Salvelinus namaycush (lake trout)
Lineage: Eukaryota; Metazoa; Chordata; Actinopteri; Salmoniformes; Salmonidae
Product: bone morphogenetic protein receptor type-1A-like
Exons: 13
Coding region: 663-2261 (532 amino acids)
Biological process (GO): BMP signaling pathway; cellular response to growth factor stimulus; dorsal/ventral pattern formation
Cellular component (GO): plasma membrane; signaling receptor complex
Molecular function (GO): ATP binding; transforming growth factor beta receptor activity, type I; SMAD binding
Source: RefSeq, a predicted model, not a curated record